This is a messenger RNA of Malassezia sympodialis ATCC 42132, 1827 nucleotides long. RefSeq names its product Sfh1p (gene SFH1). The record is from RefSeq and is a predicted model, not a curated record. NCBI's taxonomy places the organism in Eukaryota, Fungi, Basidiomycota, Malasseziomycetes, Malasseziales, Malasseziaceae. Gene Ontology annotation, biological process: chromatin remodeling. Gene Ontology annotation, cellular component: nuclear chromosome.
AUGUGGGUCCUAGGCUCGAGUGCGGCGCCUGUGCGGCCACAGACCCGCAUUGCGCCGGGCCAGGCGAAGCACUCGACGUAUGCGAGUCGCAUGCGUGCGGGCACGACGACGCUCAUGCAGCCGAUCUGGCGCGGCUCGCAUGAGACAGAGGACCCGCUCUCGACGCGUGGUGGGCGGCAUGCCGUGUACUAUGGCGAGGACGCCUCGGACGACGACGAUAUCGAGGUCGACGAUGAUGACGACGACGAUUUUGAAUCGCCAGACGACGAGUACGGCUCGCAGACAAGCAGCAAGCGCCGGCGCAGCCACCUGGAAGACCGCGCGUCGAAUAGCCCCGCCACCCGGCCCGGCCCGAGCGACGUGGAAGCAGAGGCCGAGUGGGCGGCGCCCGGUAGCCAGCUGGGCCUGCCCGUGCCAAGCAGGCGUCUAGUGGUGCGCCCAGCGAGGCCUGUGCAUCCCCCCUACUUUUCCGACGAGCAGCUGGCGCAGCAGGGCGAGGCCCCCGAGGUGCUCGUGCCGAUCCGCAUCGAGUUCCACACGGACACGCACCGGAUCAAGGAUGUCUUUCUGUGGAACAUCAAUGAGCGGCUUAUUACGCCGUACCAGUUUGCGCAAAUGUUUCUGCAGGACCUGGACCUGCCGAUCACGCCGCAUGCCUUGCAGAUUGAGAACGCGAUCAUCCAGCAGCUGGCGGACGCCUCGGCCGUGCUGGACAGCGAAGACACGCUGACCCGCAUCGUGGACCUCAAGACAGGUGCGCGCGAGCGCAAGCGCCUCGAGGCCGAGGCUGAGGCGCAGCGGCGGCGCCUCGCAGCGACCCAGGCGGCCAGUGCGGACGGAUCGUCGUCGCUCUUAGCGCCGCGCAAGCGCGGCCGGCCGCGGAAAUACCCGCAGUCCGAGCCCAACGAGGGGUCGCCCACGGUCGAGGCGCCGUUCCCGCUCGCGCCCAGCACGGUGCCCGGCAGCGCACCGUCGGGCGGCGGGCCCGCAGCCGCGCCGCAGGACGAAGACCCGAAGACGGCUGAGAAGGCGCGCAUCCACGACAUGCUGGUCAGCGUAGAUGCCGAGGACGACCUGCGUGUGAUUGUCGAGUACAAGGUGCAGAUCGCGCGGCACAUGCUGCGCGACCGGCUGGAGUGGGACCUGAGCUCCGAGUGGACGCCCGAGGCGUUCGCGCGGACCCUCACGCGCGACUUGGGUCUGCCGCCGGAGGGCCGUGGCAUCAUUGCACAUGCGGUGCACGAGCAGCUGAUGCACCACCGGCGCGCCGCGACGGAGCUGGGCCUAUUUGGCAGUGGCAAGAUAUACCGGUGCACGAUGGACGAGCUCGAGCAGAUUGAGCGGGCUGAGCAGGCGCAGCUAGCCGAGAGUGCUGCGGCCGAGGCACGCAGUGGCGACGCGGACGGCGGCGCGGCGGCGCACCGGCACGCGAUGGCCGCGGCGUCGAGUGCGCUGGACGCCCUGGACGAGUACGCGGUGGGUAUGCGCGACGAGGUCGGGCCGCCCAAUACGCGCAGCCGGCGCAUGGCUGCGGGCGCGCAGGGGGCGGCGGACUCGGCGGGUUCGAUGCCGUUCCUCCUCCCGGACGAGUCGCUGCCGCUGCCUGUGCGGCGGCAGCAGGCGCUUGCGACGCUACGGGAUCUUUUGUCUAUCGGGCCACGACCGCUCGAGGGCGCGUGGCGCGACUUUGGCGAUGUCGCUGACUUUGGGCCGCUGCUCGAGUACCUGAGCGAUGCGGAGCUCGAGAAGAUGGAGGAGGCGGACCUCCGGGCGAGUCGGCGCAACCGCCGCGAGGCGCAGCGCACGGGGCGCACGCGCCGAGGGUGA